AUGUCGUACUAUCCAGGCGGUCCCUCCUCGAACCAGUCGUCGUAUCCCGGUGGCCCGCAGUCGUCGUACCCCGGCGGCGCACAGUCGUCCUACCCUGGCGAUCCACUCGCGAUGCCUUCGUCCGGCGGCUACCAGUCCUCGUACUCUGGCGGACCUCCAUCAUCCUACCCUGGCGGACCUCAGCCGUCGUACAACAACGGAUCCGGCUAUGACUCGCAUCAGAGCUACAACAGCGGACCCGGCUACGACUCGCCACAAGGCUACAACUCGAACUACGGCCCGCCUUCGAACCCGAACCAGUCCUCGUACGGUCCUCCUUCACAUGCAAACCAGUCUUCGUAUGGCAACUCGUCGUCGCCUUCACCGUACGCAGGUCAGCCACCGCAACAGCAGGGUCCGAUGCAGUACGACCAGAACGGCCAGCCCAUCGAGGGCGAGCGCGGCAUUGGCACCAUGGCCGCGGGAGCCGCUGCUGGUUGGGCUGGUAACAAGAUGACGGGUGGUCACAUGGGCACCUUCGGCUCGAUGGCGAGCGGAGCCGUCUUGGCGCAGGCGGGCAAGAUGAUUUUCGAAAAGAUGAACGAUAACAAGAAGCCUCACAACGGCGGAUACGGUGGCAACCCCUACGGUCCUCCUCCCGGCGGUCAUCACAAUCAAGGCGGCUUUGGUGGCUUCUUCAAGCACUGA
Messenger RNA from Kalmanozyma brasiliensis GHG001, 687 nucleotides. RefSeq lists its product as uncharacterized. NCBI's taxonomy places the organism in Eukaryota, Fungi, Basidiomycota, Ustilaginomycetes, Ustilaginales. The record is from RefSeq and is a predicted model, not a curated record. Bases 1 to 687 code for a protein of 228 amino acids. The transcript has a single exon.